Molecule: messenger RNA, 2747 nt
Organism: Schistocerca piceifrons (Central American locust)
Lineage: Eukaryota; Metazoa; Arthropoda; Insecta; Orthoptera; Acrididae
Product: rabankyrin-5-like
Exons: 11
Coding region: 103-1977 (624 amino acids)
Molecular function (GO): protein binding; metal ion binding
Source: RefSeq, a predicted model, not a curated record
GUUCGAAGUGUUGUCCCAUGUCCUUUGUUAUUGCCAGGUGUCACUUGUCAUGUGUUGUGUUUAUCUGUUGUGACUCCGUCUGUAAGGAGGCUUUUCUGCGCAAUGUCACAACUCACUGAAUUUGAUAAAGGCCGGAUAAUUGCUUUGUAUCAAGAUGGCUAUGCGAUUAGGGCCAUUUCCCGUGCCUUAGGAUUCAGCAAAUCUACAGUUCAUCUCUGGGUGAAGAGGAUGGCGAAAGAAGGCCACGUUACUUGUCGGCGUCGCUCUGGACGGCCACGGAUUACCACGGAGGAUCAAGACAAGAGUAUACUCCGCUGCGUUGGUGAAGACCCAUACAGGACAAGAAAAGAAAUUAAGAACAUGCUUCACCUAAGCGUGAGCAAGGAGACUAUACGCCGUCGGCUCAUCGAGCAAGGAGGGCUGAAAAUCGGCGAAUUUAGCACUCAAAAGAAUGAAACUCCUCUUCAGUUUGCAAACCAGAGUCAACUGACUGAUGCAGUAGAAUCUCUUUGUAGUGUUGACAUGUCUUUGCCAGACACCAGCAGAAAUUGUCCAUUUCAGUCACCACCUGCAACUGGACAGGAUGACAUUACUUCUGUUCUUGUUGGAAAUGGAGCAGACACUGAUUCAUUGUCUGAAAGACCAAAAGAUUCCUACCAGACAUUACAUCACAGUUCCAUUGAUGAUGACAAUGAAUCUGUAUCUGAGUUUCUUGUGCAAAGUGGAUGUGAUAGCAAUGCUUCAAGACAACUAGGACCAGGUGGAGGAGGUGGUGAAGGAGCACAAAAUGAGCAGCCCCCUCUGCACAUUUGGGGAGUAGAAAAUGUGGUGCAAGCACUGUCUGAGAAUGGUGCAGCUAUCAACGCCAAGGACAUCCGGGGCAAAACAGCAUUACAUGUAGCCAUAGAAAACCAGCUUAAUGGUAUCGUUUCACUGCUGCUUUGUCAUCCUGAACUAGACUUGACUGUAAGGGACAAAGCUGGCCUAACGCCAUUUGCUGCAGCUCUCAAAUACCGUAAUUAUGGAGUAGCACAGGCCAUUCUCGAUCGCAUGCCUGCAGCAGCUGAAGAGUAUGAUGAUAAGGGCCAGAACUUUCUGCAUAUUUCUAUCCAAAAGGAAGACAUGGAGACCAUACUUUUUCUGCUUUCAAUCCAAGUAGACGUCAACUCAAGAGUGCAAGAUACUAAUCAGAUGCUACCAUUGCAGCUGGCUGCAGCUGCUGGAUCAGAAACACUUGUUAGGUCCCUGAUGCUUGCUGGAGCAAGGGUAGAUGACCGUGAUGCCCACCAAAGAACAGCUUUGCAUGUUGCAGCGGGAGCAGGCCAUGCGGCUGUUAUAUCAGCUUUGCUGCAGAAUGGUGCUGAUGCUAAUGCUUCAGAUUCAGAAGGAGAUAACGCAUUGCAUAUAGCUUGCCGUGAAGGUCAACGAGGCAGUGCACUUUUGUUCCUUACCGAGUCACAGUUGGAUGCUGAGGCAGUAAACCUGAAAGGGAGAAAUCCUCUGCAUGAACUUGCAGGGGCAUCAAAGGACACUGCAGCUGGAAUUGCUGAAUUGUUCAUAGAAUGUAUUCCAUAUUAUCCACUUGACAAACCGGAUUUUGAUGGCAACACAGCUCUUCUUUUGGCAUACAUGGAAGGCAACGGGAAUUUAUGCCAUACUCUGGUGAGAUUUGGAGCUAGCCUUGGCACUAUGAACAAGGAUGGUGUUACAAUUUUCGACUCCCAAGGUUCAACAAAGGAGCUUCUUCAUAGUUUGCUGGAUAAUUUAUCCCGGGAGCCACAUUUUACAGAAGGUGACAUUUGCUUGGAGUGUGGAAUUAAAUUUGGAGUGAGCAUUCAUAAACAUCACUGCAAUCACUGUGGGCGAAUCCUGUGCAGCAAGUGUUCAGACAGAGCUGUACCUAUCCUGAAGUUUGGAUUGAACAAACCAGUUAGAGUGUGCACUGUAUGCUUCAGUGUGUUACAGGGACCUGGUUAGAAUGAAGUACUUCUAUUUACUUUCCCCCAAUUCCUUUGUGUAUAUAAUGUCAACAUACAGUAAUGUUGUUUUCUCUGAUUUGCAUUUGCUGGCUAGAAUAAUGUUGCUUGGAAUUAAUUGUUAAUUACUGAAAAAUCUAAGAAUGUUAAUGCAUUUUGGUUAUAAAGACGUGUGUGUGUGUGUGUGUGUGUGUGUGUGUGUGUGUGUGAGGGGAGCCUUAUUUCAUUCCCGCUCUUUUUCCUUGUACAGGGUGGAGCAAAUAAAGUGGCCUGAAUGAAUGGAUAAAGUUAAACAUGAAGGUAUGCAUAUAAUGACGCCCCCAAUGCACACACUACGUGUAUGUCUGCCACAUGAUCCACACUGGUUCAGAGAGUAGUGUGCGCUGUGUGUGUGUGUGUGUGUGUGUGUGUGUGUGUGUGUGUAGAGAAGUGCAAAGGGGGGAUGAUGGUACUCACAGUGGAGCAGCAGGUGUUCAUUGUGGAAAGUUACGUGAGAACAAAUUUGUGGAAAUAGUGUACCAUGCAAUGCAUAGUCCGAAAAUAGCAUCUGACAAGUUCUGUUUUGAAAAAGUCAAAAAACAUUCUGAAACAUGCCCACACACCAGAAAAUGAUUGAGUCCUAACAAAUCAACCCAGCGGCUGUGUUUCUUUGUGCCCUGGAACUAUAUUCUCCAAUCCACUUCUAUUUGUCCCACCCUUUUUCUUACAAUAGCAAAAUUGUAUUUAAUUAUAUUAAAUAGUUGGAAAAUAUAUUACAUACUUUUGAAACAA